Molecule: messenger RNA, 921 nt
Organism: Naumovozyma castellii
Lineage: Eukaryota; Fungi; Ascomycota; Saccharomycetes; Saccharomycetales; Saccharomycetaceae
Exons: 1
Coding region: 1-921 (306 amino acids)
Source: RefSeq, a predicted model, not a curated record
AUGUCUUAUAGAGGUACGCCAGUAAACAAUCUCAAUGGGUUCCCAAACGGUGGAUUCCAAGGUAAACCCACCCUUCAACAACAAUUCCCUACUACUAAUGCUUAUUUGAAGCAAUCCGUAAAGAAAUUUGAAGAAUUUGCCGACAAGAUUGAAGAUCUGACUUCCACACCAUUUGUACAGAAAUUGAGACCUCAUAUCCCCGCAAUCGCUAGAUUUUUCAUCGUUGCCACUUUUUAUGAGGAUUCCUUCCGUAUCUUGACUCAAUGGUCGGAUCAAGUCUUUUAUUUGAACAAAUGGAAGCAUAUUCCAUACUUUUUUGUUGUUGUGUUUCUGUUGACGGUUCUUAUUGCAAUGCCCAUUGGUGCUACGUUAUUGGUGCUAAGAAAGAACACUGUUUAUGCUACGGGGAUUUUAGUCGCAUCUAUUGUAUUGCAGGGUAUUGUUUAUGGUCUUGUCACUGGCUCAGCCUUUUUAUUAAGAAAUGUGAGUGUCAUUGGUGGGUUGUUAAUUGCCUUUAGUGAUUCCAUUGUGCAAAAUAAGAUGACAUUUGGGAUGUUACCUGAAUUGAAUAGCAAAAAUGAACAAAAUAGAGGGUUUUUGCUAUUAGCGGGCAGAAUAUUAAUUGUCAUUAUGUUUAUUGGGUUCACGUUUUCCAAAUCCUGGAUCACCGUUUUCCUUACUAUCAUCUUCACUGUUUGCUUUGCCAUUGGAUUCAAGACUAAGUUUGCCAGUAUUGUAUUGGGGUUAAUCCUUACUUUCUACAAUGUCAUGUUGAACAAUUAUUGGUUCUAUGAUUUUACCAAGAGAGAUUUCCUCAAGUACGAAUUUUACCAAAAUCUAAGUAUCAUUGGUGGAUUGAUGUUGGUCACCAACACGGGUGCCGGUGAGAUUUCCGUGGACGAGAAGAAGAAGAUAUACUAA